AUGGUAACCUGUUCUGCUUUCAGAUUACCGGUGCGGAACUUCAGCACGUGGGAGCGGUACUAUUUAGAAAUGAGUAGCUGUGAACUUUACACGGAUGACCAGCUCGUGGAGAGCAUCCUGAAAGAGCUGGCCAUGGCGCCAAUCGCAUCGGUGGAAAACAUGGAAGGCGGCACGCAGAUCAAACUGCUGAUCACGUUCGCUAACAACAGCUCAGCCGUUGCAAAGCCAAUGAGGUAA
This is a messenger RNA of Soboliphyme baturini, 237 nucleotides long. The record is from the annotation of a GenBank genome assembly. NCBI's taxonomy places the organism in Eukaryota, Metazoa, Nematoda, Enoplea, Dioctophymatida, Soboliphymatidae.